AUGGCUGCCCAGACGGAGGACGCGGCAAUCGGUGGCGUGAAACUUUACAGCGCCUGGUUCUGCCCAUUCGCCCAGCGCGCGUGGAUGGUCCUUGAGGAGAAGCGCGCUCCGUACGAAUUGGUGGAGAUCGACCCGUACGACAAGACGGCGGAGUUCCUGGCGGUGAACCCCCGGGGAUUGGUGCCCGCCAUCAAGUGCGCGAAUGGGGAUUGCGUGUACGAGUCCACGGUGUGCGUGGAGUUCGCGGAGGACGCCUGGCGGGGCGAGGGGAGGCCGGCGCUGCUGCCGGCGUCGGCGCACGGCAGGGCGGUGGCCAGGAUCUGGGUGGACUUCGUGGGACGGCGGGUCGUGCCAUGCUUCUACAGGAUCCUGCAGUCCCAGGACGCCGCAGACCAGGCCAAGCACUGCGCGGAAAUGCUGGGCCACGUUAAGGACAUUUCCGCUGCGAUGGCACCGGACACCGACUUCUUCAUGGGCGAUUCUCUGGGUGUGGUGGACAUCGCCCUGGCACCGUUCGCCUGGAGAUUCGGAGUCUUGGAGCAUUAUAGACAAUUCAAGUUGCCUGACACCAAGGAGUACGUCAGAUUCCGAACGUGGUGGGAUGCAGUCCAACGUGCUCCAAGCUUUAAGGCGACGACUUGUGAUUACAACAAGCUUAUUGCAAUAUACGAGCGAUACAGCAACAACACCGCACAGUCGGGAGUAGCCCAGGCGAUCAGGGCUGGAUCUGCCCUGCCGUAG
Ostreobium quekettii is the source of this 741-nucleotide messenger RNA. The record is from the annotation of a GenBank genome assembly. NCBI's taxonomy places the organism in Eukaryota, Viridiplantae, Chlorophyta, Ulvophyceae, Bryopsidales, Ostreobiaceae.